This is a messenger RNA of Anthostomella pinea, 2874 nucleotides long. The record is from the annotation of a GenBank genome assembly. Lineage: Eukaryota; Fungi; Ascomycota; Sordariomycetes; Xylariales; Xylariaceae.
AUGGAGCAUGAGAAGAUCGAGCUUCCGCCAUACAGUGCCGUGGCAAGUCCAGACCGGCCCCGGUGUCGGCCUAUGCGGCGAUCGCGGAGUCUGCGGGUAUUCGCGCUCGCCUGCCUCGCCUUCAUCGUUUACGCCCAGUGGCGACAGAUAGGCUCCGAUGUCAAGACCGGAUCCUCACUUCUAUCAAUCGAGAAAUUGGAAGGCGACUUGGAGGUGUGUUCGAAGCUGCGGUCAAAGCCGCAAGAUCCGAUCGGGGCCGGACGCGGCCGCAAUGCGCGUUACAUCGACGGCCACAAGCCUACCCUCAUCAAGAACGCCACCAUUUGGGUCGGCGAGCCGGUCGAGGGGGCGAGUGACGAAGAUGCACGCACUGGCAAGGGCUACUCGUGGGUUAGUGGCGAUGUGUUCGUCGAGUACGGUCUCAUCAAGAAGGUUGGAAAGGACGUCGAUGGGAGCUAUCUGUCAUCCGAUUAUCUGGUGUUUGACGCCCAAGGCCGCCCACUCACCACCGGCAUCAUCGACAUGCACAGCCAUGCCGGUGUGGACAGUCUACCUGAGCUCUGGGGAAACGAGGAUACGAAUGAGAUGAGCUCUGACAUUACGCCAUACGUUCGCUCCAUCGACGGCUUGCAGCCCAACGACCAUCAGCUGCAAGUCAUCAAAUCGGGUGGUGUGACUACGAGCCUGGUGCUGCCCGGGUCUGGCAACAACAUUGGUGGCGAAGCAUUUGUCAUCAAACAUGCCGUUGGCGAGGCCGACGGCCGCAAUGAGACUUCUGACACGGAUAUGCUGGCCGAUCCUGACCGCGCAUGGCGAUACAUCAAGAUGGCAUGUGGAGAGAAUGCCAAGCGGGUUUACGGCAAGGUUGGUGAACAUGGACCGGUAAGCCGGCUGGGCGAAUCGUGGGAGUUCAGACACGCAUUCGAACAAGCAGCGAACCUGGUCCGUUCUCAAGACGACUGGUGCAAUGUCGCUGAGUCUGUCGGCGUUCGAAACAUGGACAUUUACCUACCGCAAGAGCUGCGAUGGGAGACACUAGGUGCAGUUCUGCGCGGCCAGGUCCACGUCAACACCCACUGCUACACCAUUCCGGAUCUCGAGGCUUUCGUCGACCACACUAACGAGUUCAAAUUUCCGAUUCGCGCCUUUCACCAUGCGCAUCAGACGUUCCUUGUCCCUGAGAUUCUGAAGCGAGCAUACGGCGAUUCACCACCAGCUUCGGCACUGUUCGCUGACAACAUGUGGUACAAGGCGGAAUCAUACAUCGGAUCCGAGUAUGCCGGAAAAGUGCUGUAUGAAAACGGCCUGACACCUAUCUAUGUCAGUGACAAUCCUGUCCUGAAUGCCCAACAUGUUGUGUUUGAGGCUGCUAAGUCGUUCGGGUACGGUCUGCCGUACCAUGCUGCAAUGGCUUCGGUCACCACCGCUCCAGCUGAGCGGCUGGGUCUUGGCCAGCGAUUGGGCAAAAUCAAGCCUGGCUACGAUGCCGACAUUGUGGUUUGGGACAGUGACCCUAUGAGUGUCGGCGCCACGCCGGUCCAAAUCUGGAUUGAUGGAACUGCACAGUUCAAAGAUCCCGUCGAGUUGAAGAAGCCAUACGAGGCACCCGUCAUUGCGGUCAAGGAAGCGUCCGUGCCAGUCGAAGAGCCCACCAUCGACGGCGAUGUCAUCUUCACUGGUGUGGCCAAAUCCUUCAUUUCGGAUAGGUCAUCGCAAGAAGCCACCGAAGGGCAGAAUUCCACCGUCGCGAUCUCCAACGGCAAGAUUACCUGCAUCGGUACCUGCGCCGCGGAACUCCAAUCCGCCGCCACUUCAGGCGUAAAGGUCAUCGCCUUGAAAAACGGGUACCUGACCAAGCCAUUCACCGUCUUCGGCUCAACCAUCGGCCUCAACGCUAUCGACGCGGAGAAGGACACCGAUAACGGCGCCGGCACGUCUAUAUUCAGCCGCGGCGUCGACGGGCUGGCCUUCGACACCAAGAAGCUGCAUUACGCGCACAAAUACGGUGUCACGCGUGCCAUCUCAGCGCCCAAGUAUACCGGCCAGGGAACGCACCAGGGCACGAGCGUGGGCUGCCACACCGGUGCCAAGCACGCACUCGAGGAGGGUGCCGUGUUCGCCGAUGACGUCGCUGUGCACUACACCCUCGACCUCGCCUCCAAGAGCGGAAGCACGUCGAUCUCCAACGCGGUGGGGACGCUGCGCCGCAAGCUUCUCGAGGCCGUGGACGGGAGCGCGAAUGUCACGGAUGCCUACUCCGAGGCAGCCUUCCUCGCGAAGGUCGUGAACGGGACCAUGCCCUUGGCCAUCACGGUCCACAGCGCCGACGUCAUAGCUUCGGUCCUGAAGGUCAAGACCGCAGUCGACAGCGCCAUCACCACUUCAUCACGCGGAACCGACAGCAGUCCCCCCGGCAUCAACCUCGUCAUCAUCGGCGGUGCCGAGUCCUUCCUCCUAGCUGACGAGCUUGCCGCCGCCGGCGUGGGCGUCGUCCUGAGCCCCCUGCUCUCGUACCGCUCGACCUGGGACCAGCGCCGCGCGCUCACCGGCGCGCCGCUGACGAACGGCACUGCGGUCGACGCGCUUGUUGCUGCUGGUGUGAUUACUGCGAUCGGCAUCGAGGAGGACUGGCUCGUGAGGGACGUGGGGCUGCUCGCUGGCAUCGCAUACAGGAAUGGCGGCGGGGCGAUUGGGGAGCGGGAGGCGUUGGAGAUGGUUGGGGGGAAUGUUUACGAUAUGCUGGGGCUGAAGGGCGGUGGUGGGGGGGUGGGGGUGCGGGAUGAGUUUGUUGUGUUUGAGGGGAGCCCGUUGGAGGUUGGGGCGAGGGUUAGGGCUGUGGGUGAUGGGACUGGUAAUGUGAGUGUUUUGGUGUAG